AGCUAGAAGUGUCAGAGGCAGGAAUCAUAUGCAGAUGCUCCAGCUCCAAAAAGAGCCGCCUUGUCACUGAACCUUGCUGUGUGGUAAAAACCUCAAGGGAGUAUUCUAAAUCCUUCCCCACCCUAUUGUGAGGGUAAAUGGCAAAUGAGAGUUUGGAGGAAAGCUGGGAAACCGCAAGAACUGAAGUGGGGUUGAAGCUGUGAGAAAGAGGACAAAAGUAAUAUGACAAUACUGAUUCAUUGAUCUGUUUAACUUCUCUAUAGCUCCAAGAGGAGAGAACAACUGAAGGAAGAAAAAAUGAAAACGUACUUGCCCUCUAUUACCAGGAAAAAGUUUAGUAGUAGGAUUCCAUCCCUUUUGGGCGGGAAUAGCUCACAGAACUAGAACUGACAAGUCCAAGGUCAUCAAUUCCAACUUCUUCAUUUUACAGAUGAAGAAACUGAAGCUUCCUAAAUUAAGUGACAAGCACAAAAAGCUCACAUUUUGCCAGAAGCGGGAUUUGAACCUCAGAAAUCAACUCCACAACCAAUGCACUUUCUCCUGUACCUUGUUGCCUCUUUCAGCGAUGAGGUUGCUCUGUCCCUUCCCGUUAGUUCCCGCUCUUCAAAGCAGUAAUUCAGCUCCCUGAGAGAAAGGAGCUUGGAUUCAUACCUUAGAGACUUAUGGGGAAUAAAAGGACAAGCCUGCUAGAGAAGCUCUAUAAUGGUUCCCCAGUGCCAGACUGUUCAAGACCACAGGUCCUCAUUGUGAUUUGGUUUAAGUUUUAUUGUGAUGCACCAAUCAUUCCAGUUAAGGUGGAAGACCCAACUAGGGGUCUGGACCGGGGAAAGAAGGUGUGAAGUAAAACUGGAUGAAUAUCAGCAAAAGCUCCGAGUCCCAAUUAAUUUUUGGAGGAAAAUAUAAACUGGUGCGGAAAAUCGGGAAUGGCUCCUUCGGGGACAUCUUCCUGGCAGUCAACAUCAACAAUGGCGAGGAAGUGGCUGUGAAGCUUGAAUCACAGACGUCCAAGCAUCCUCAACUGUUCUUUGAAGCCAAGCUGUAUAAGAUUCUCCAAGGGGGGUCGGGCAUUGCCCACAUGAGAUGGUAUGGUCGGGAAAGGGGUCACAAUGUUCUAGUCAUGGACUUACUGGGGCCCAGUCUUGAAGAAUUGUUUAAUAUAUGCUCCCGCAGGUUUACAAUGAAAACAGUACUUAUGUUAGCUGACCAGAUGAUCAGUAGAGUCCAAUACCUGCAUGCAAAGAAUUUUAUACAUAGAGAUAUUAAACCUGAUAACUUCCUUAUUGGCACUGGUCGUCACUGUAACAAAUUAUUCAUUAUUGACUUUGGUUUAGCCAAAAAGUACAGAGACAGCAAAACAAAGGAACACAUACCAUACAGAAAAGAUAAAAAUCUCACUGGCACUGCCCGUUAUGCCAGCAUCAAUGCCCACCUUGGCAUUGAGCAGAGUCGAGGGGAUGAUAUGGAAUCUCUAGGCUAUGUAUUAAUGUAUUUUAACAGAACCAGCCUGCCCUGGCAAGGACUAAGAGCUGCAACAAGGAAGCAAAAGUAUGAAAAGAUUAUAGAAAAAAAGAUGUCCACUUCCGUGGAUUCUUUAUGUGGUGGCUUUCCUCCUGAAUUUGCAACAUAUCUAACCUAUUGUAGGGGACUCCACUUUGAGGAAGCCCCAGAUUAUUUUUAUCUAAGACAGUUAUUCCGGACUCUUUUCAAGUCUCUGAACUAUCAAUAUGACUACUUAUAUGAUUGGACAAUACUGAAGCAGAAAGAGACUCAGGAACCAGCCUCUUCUAGUGGUCAAAAUCAGCAGCCACACAAUUCCACAGUUUUCCAAGCAUGAAGAGGAGCAGAUUAAGGGGAAGAGAUGAUCCAAGUAGGCCUUAUUACACACCAAACAUAGACAUUUUAUUUCCUAUGUACACGCUUGCAAGUGGUUGUGGACAACCAUUUACUGGGUAUAAAGAACUGUUCUUCGUAGCACUGGUAAUGCUGCAUCACCAGUUGUAGCUAUUAUAACUGGGAAUAUUAACAGAUAGUAAAACAAUACUCAGCUUUUGAUUCAAAUUUUUUUCAAGAUGGAAAAGGUAACUAAGCAGUUGGCAUACAAGUGCUAACUCAGAAGAAAUUGUGCCUGUGCUGAUUUUUGUUUCUUUUUGAACUCCACUACUUUGAGAUUUCACUUCAGAAGAAAGGCACGGACAUCUGUAGCCACAGUUGUGAAAAUUGUCAAUGCUCAAAAUGGGGCAUUCUUGGUUUAUUUCCUUCUUGGGGUCUGCAAGCUGUAAACGUAAUAUUCUUAACAUUUUGGAGGCUUUUGUGUGUAAUCCAAGAUUCUGGUUUUCAAAUAUGCAAAAGACUCUGCCUGUUUAUUAUUAUAGAAAUAACAACAAUUAAAGGGAAGUCUUAAGAAAAACUGGGUUUUUAGUAGAUUGUCUUUAGGAUUCUGCAUUAACUAAAAUUCUUGGUGUUAAAAACAAGAACAUAAUUUGUUUAAAAAAAUUGUAGUUAGGUUC
Messenger RNA from Sarcophilus harrisii (Tasmanian devil), 2507 nucleotides. RefSeq names its product casein kinase I-like. Bases 851 to 1834 code for a protein of 327 amino acids. The record is from RefSeq and is a predicted model, not a curated record. Gene Ontology annotation, biological process: peptidyl-serine phosphorylation; negative regulation of canonical Wnt signaling pathway; signal transduction. The transcript is spliced from 2 exons. Gene Ontology annotation, cellular component: nucleus; cytoplasm. NCBI's taxonomy places the organism in Eukaryota, Metazoa, Chordata, Mammalia, Dasyuromorphia, Dasyuridae. Gene Ontology annotation, molecular function: protein serine/threonine kinase activity; ATP binding.